This is a messenger RNA of Dalotia coriaria, 1393 nucleotides long. It is a transcript of the gene RNaseX25, whose product is annotated as Ribonuclease X25. Gene Ontology annotation, molecular function: ribonuclease T2 activity; RNA binding. Bases 354 to 1199 code for a protein of 281 amino acids. Lineage: Eukaryota; Metazoa; Arthropoda; Insecta; Coleoptera; Staphylinidae. The transcript is spliced from 2 exons. Gene Ontology annotation, biological process: RNA catabolic process. Gene Ontology annotation, cellular component: extracellular region. The record is from RefSeq and is a predicted model, not a curated record.
CGCACACCUACACAAUUUGUUUGUGUGGCAUUGUGUUGACUAUAUGUCUACCCAAGUGUCGUAAUACGCUUCUUUGUGAGGGGCUGGCUGGUAGAAUGCGGGCAGGUCAGUUUGCUCGCUCAACCCUUCUCAGAAGAACCACGUGAUUACCAACUACCUGGAAUCUGGAUUUUCCCGAUGCCAGUGUAGUCAGCGGACGCGCGCGACCUCAAAUCAGUGGAUUUGCUCACCACGCUGUGCAUAAUCAGCGAAAUUCCGAAAAUAAAACGCAAUAAAAAUAGCAAUAACAAGCAUGACCCAAUGAUUCUAACUGCGAGUGUAUUCACAACGAAAACUGUUAAUUAAAUGUAAACAUGUUGCCGCUCAACGCUGUCAUAUUCGUUCUAAUUCUGCAUGUUUGCUCCUUGUUAGACACAGCAACAGCCACGGAUACAAAAUUUGACUUUUUAAUCUUCACUCAACACUGGCCCAUUACUGUGUGCAUGGAAUGGGAGGAAAACAGACCGACGAAUAAUUGUACUCUACCUCCAAAAGAGAACCUCUGGACGAUUCAUGGCAUAUGGCCGACUAAAAAGGGCACUGAAGGCCCCAACUACUGCAACAAAACAGCUAAGUUUAUUCCGAAUGCCUUGGAACCUAUUUUACCUGAUUUGGAAUUAUACUGGAUGAAUAUCGAGGCGAAUACUCCGCUUUAUUCACUCUGGAAACACGAAUGGGUGAAACAUGGCACUUGUGCAGCUCAACUCCCCGUCUUCAACUCCGAGGUGAAAUAUUUCCGCAAAGGUCUCGAAUGGAUCCAAGAGUAUGGCAUGAAUAUCAUCCUCAGUAAGAGUGGAAUUGAACCAAGGCAGGAGGGAUACUUUGUUACCGACUUGUAUAAUUCGAUUAAGAAAAUUCUAAAAAAAGCAGCGUAUAUUGUUUGUGUUGUUGAUAAGAAAACGAAGAUCUCGCUGAUCAGUGAGAUACGGCUUUGUUUCGAUAAGAAUUUGACGCUGGUUGAUUGUGAGAUGGUGAUGAAUGAUGGGUUUUAUAGUGACGUUGGGGAGAAGAUAUUGACGAAUUGUGAUUCGAACAAGAUGGUUAUGUAUUACGAUGAGGUGCCUGCUUUUACAACCGAGAGUCGUAAGCGCACGAAUUACUUAGACAAAUUGUACAAUACAUAUCAACUAAUUCAGCAGCUCAUUUGGGCGACAAUCUAGUUCCAAUUCUAGUCACAAUUAUAAAUCAAUUCUCUCCUUGCAUAAUAUCUAAAUGAAUUUUAUAUAGUGGCUAAUAAUGCAGUUACACACAUUGUUAUUACAUUGCUACUUGACUUAUUAAGUAUUAAUUAUCGAUAAUUCAAUCUUCCAGUUGAAUUCGUGUAAAUAAUAUUAAUAAAUUUAAUGAGAUCUUA